This is a messenger RNA of Mycosarcoma maydis (corn smut), 3654 nucleotides long. RefSeq lists its product as uncharacterized. Bases 1 to 3654 code for a protein of 1217 amino acids. Lineage: Eukaryota; Fungi; Basidiomycota; Ustilaginomycetes; Ustilaginales. The transcript has a single exon. The record is from RefSeq and is a predicted model, not a curated record.
AUGUUGGCCGCGACUCUGUCGCGUUCACCCUCGCCAAAGCGAAAGCCACAACCGCUACAACAACAACAACAGCAGCAACAGCAGCAGCAGCGCGGGGGUGGCAGUCUGUCGUCUCCCAAGUUCUCCUUCCGUGCCGCGUUUGGCCAGCAAAAGGCUACUAAGCUCGCUUCCAAGACUGCUCCAGCGAAUGCGAGUAAUGGCGCACUUGCACAUGCUCAUGUACAGCAGCCGGCUGUUGAGCCAGCCAGCGUCCCUCGACCGAUCCGUGCCAUCGUCACGAGCAGCAUCCCUUCGCUCAAUCACAAAGGGCGCCUGGUAUCCGCUUCGAACCAGUACCAACGUCGAGCUGCACAGACGAGUCCAGACGCCACGCGCGCUUCGUCCUCGCUCGGAAAGCGACCCAUGGACGAAGCUCCCAUCGCCACUCAAGUGCCAGAUGGCAGCGCAAUGAGCGACUUUGGUCCAAUCAUUCGCAACUCAGCUUCCACCACCGCGAUGGCUCCUUUACGCGCAAAUGCUCCCACAUCCACAUCCGCAUCCAUUCGCACCCGCACCACAACAUCAAAGCUUCCCGGCCCUCCCUCCGUUCGAGCACAGUGGAGAAGCGCAGUCGCACCCACCAAAUCGCUCCCUUCCCCAUCCCCAUCCUCCAAGCCUCCUCGUACCAAGAUCGCACGCUCGGACAGCGUAGCCGAAGUACACGCUGCAAGCGUCCACACCACACCCAACACCACUACCACCUCGCCCUCUCCCGCAUCGGCGCGCUCCGCAACCACGAUCGCGUCCAGCUUGGGAAGCAUACGCAACCGCACCAUCAGCGCUUCCGCCGGACGCGCCGCUCCCACACAACAACAACAACAGCAGAAGCAGCAGCAGCAAAGGCCCAAGAUCGGUACGUUGCCAAAGCCAAAGUUCAAAACCGCGUCUGUCAAGACGCUACUGGACGAAAAGCCGAUCCGGGGGCUCAGACCGGCUUUGUUGGCAGGUAUUGGGGAUCUUCAGGCUCAUGACUCGCAAUCGGACGGUGAGCAAGACGACGAUGAUGAUGACGAUGAUGAUGACGAUGACGAUGACGAUGACGAUGAUGAUGAUGACGACGACGACGACGAUCAGUGUGACCUAGAAGGGCCCGACGUCUCGAGGAUUCGCACGAGACGCGUAGCAAGUCAGCCGACGCAUGACGCAGCAGCGGUGCACCUGGCCGACUCGACACUGUCAAAGAGGCUUCCUCCUGCAUCGUCGAUCUCAAACGCUUCCAGAAUUCCAAGUGCUGGAAGCACUCAUGCACCACGAGCUACGCGUCGAACUGAGCGACCCUCAUUGGGCAGCAACGUCAGUGCGUCUGCGACCAACGAAAAGGAAAACAUCUCGGUGCGUCCACCUUCACAACCGAAUGCAGCCACCAAGCGGUACAGCACGGGCGCUUUAUCUGUAGCACGCGCUCGAGCACGGUCGAGCCUGGCGCUAGCUGUAUCACAACCCACUCCUCAAGCCAAAGUCGCCAGUGUGUCACAGACGUCCACCGAGGCGUACAAUGUCGUCGAAACGGUCAGUGUCGAAGCGGUACAGCCAGUCGAAAGCGCGCCUAGGUCGUCGAUCAAGACGUCCUCGCUCGCUGCGCUCCGCUCGCACGGCGUACAGACCGAAUCGACCAAGCCGCGCUCGAGCACCGAAUCCGCCCUGGCUUCAGUCUCGAGCAGGCUCGACAGACUCGACAGACUCGAACUCGGCAUCAAAGCUUCCAUCGUCCAGGCCAACCGCGUGCAUCCCUCGCUCCUUGCGCUUCAGGCGGCCAAAGCCACGCACCACGAACCCAUCAGCACACCAGAGGCACUCAUCAAGGCGAAAAAGAGGCUCAGUGGCGCGCUCCUCUCUUCGUCUUGCUCGUCUAACCUCAGCGCUGGUGCAUCGACCGCCUCGCCCUCGGAACGUACGAGCCUUGCAAGGUCGACCUCGCUCCAUAGAUUCGGAUCGCUCGCAAAAGUGCAGCACACACCGCGCGAUGGCACAAAGCACACACGCCCAGCGCACGCAAUCCAAGGCGCGGCAUUGACGCCAUCCUCCUCGACGGUUUUGCCGCGGUCGGGAUCCAGGUCGCCCAUCAAGUCUUCCCUUUUGCUCUUCCCGGUCACGGCCAACCAAGAGCCGACGAGCAACGCCCCCCCCUUGCCCAGUCGGAAGCCCGUCUGCAUCGGUGUCAAGCAUCCGCACCAGAGCGCACGCAAUCGCGUACUGUCGUCGAGCGAAAUCGAUGCUAGCCUGCUCGCCAGUCUCAGGGUGGUUGCACAGAAAGCUAACCUCUCGGUGGUUGAUUUGAUGGACGAUGAAAAGCAACAGCGCCAGCAGAAGCAGGGUGAUUACGAAUGUUGCGAGAUCGAGAUCCAGUGCGAGUGCGAGUGCGAGUGCAAGCCAGAGCCAGAGCCAGAGCCAGAGCCACUGUCGUUGGGUGCGGCCUCGACGCAGACGAGACGGCAGAGACGGGCGUCGGAAGAGCUCGAGGCUUUGGCGCGUGAUGUGUCGGUGGAGCUCAUGGCGUUGGACUUGGCUGUUGCAUCUCCCGUGUCAGACAUGAGCAUGCUUCGAUCGCCCGUGCUGCGCCAUGGUGUGUGUCUGGAUACCCCACCGAGCGCGCUUGGCGCCACGACGGCAGCAAGCGCGUCGAUCGGCGAUACUCGACGCAGCAACCAUCCUGACCAGACGGAAAACGACGAGGCCAACGCCAACACGCAUGACGACACCACCGAUUCGUGGUGCGCAUCGCCAUCGCUUCGAGCGGCUACCGCUGCUACACGUCUUGCUCGUCGUCCCAACGUCGCACCCAACCAGACCACCGAGACGCCCGAGCCACCACGAGCGUACCGAGACGGUGGCUCGAUUCCAUCCACGCCAUUCGGCGCGGCUGCGUCGCCGCCUGCCUUGACACCACCUCGAAGCGUAGCCGGCCGCGCUCGUUCGACCGCCAUGUCGGCCAAGACGCGCUUGCGACUCAAAUCGGCACUCAGAGAAUCGCUCGGUCUGGAAGCACACCUGGCUGCGGUCAAGCACGCUUCGGACUCAGGAAGCGCUACUGACGACAGUUCUGUCUUCUUGCACAAGCUCGACCAGGGACAUGCCAACGAGCGCACAGUAGCGGACGCCGGUGAGCUGCGCAAGAGCAUCAGCGCCAUGCUGCUGAGCGAAGACGAGCGCGGCCUGGACGAGUUGGUCAGUGCAGUUGCACGGAUCAGACUGCAAGAUUUGGCGCCGGAGCAAGCAUCGACGACCGAGACGUGUACUGGCGAAAGCGUGUGUGCGCCAGCGUCGGAGCAAGUGCAAGUGCAAGUGGAGCUCUCGGCAGCGCUGUCGGAGCUCACCAUGCUGCGCACACAGCUGGAGCAGUCGCGCACACAUUCCUCGCAGCUGGAAGCGCAACUUGCGCUGCACGCCGCCUCUACCGCGCGCACAGCGCGCACACAGCUGAUGCUGCAAACUCAGCUUGGCACAAUCCAAACCGACCUCGCUCGCGUCGAGUGCAACAAGGCACACACCGCGUGGGCGAGAGCGAGGGCGGAAGCGCUCGCCGAACUGCACGACGUCAGAGUACAGCACGAUGCCAUGCUCGUACUCGACGCUCAGAUGCGCAUGUGGCAGCGCAUCAUAACGCUGAUCUCAUAA